Molecule: messenger RNA, 2145 nt
Organism: Microthlaspi erraticum
Lineage: Eukaryota; Viridiplantae; Streptophyta; Magnoliopsida; Brassicales; Brassicaceae
Source: the annotation of a GenBank genome assembly
AUGGUGUACGUAGCGGCUGUUUACGGGAAAUGGGAGAGGAGAGAGCAAGGGACUUGGUUCUUCGUAGUGGAUGACGACAAGGGCGGUAGACUGUUCUCAUUGAGAGAUGGUUGUACCCAUGGCGAGCUUGUUGAAAUGGCAAACGAUGAAUAUGGGGUUGAUUCGAAUUCUGAGCUUAUUGAGGUUUCGUACCCACUUCCAGCUGAUAUUAUCCAGGGGGUACCUAUCGAUUCUCCUCCUACGUUUGUAACGACUGAUAGGCAAGUUCAAGUCUUGGUAGAACUAAGUCGACUGCAUGUUAUACGGCUGAGUGUUUCGAGCAAGCGGAUGAAUACUGCGAAAAGCGAUUUACCAGAUGGUGAUAAUGUCGGAUCGGAUAGCGAGUGGGGCUUGUCUACUGAUGAUGAAGAUUGGGAUGCACAGGCAAACGAAUACGAUGAUGCAGACGAUGAACCCGUAGAUGAACCAAGACCAACAACCGAUUGGACCAAUGGUGAGAUUGAUGAAGCAGAAGCUGAUUAUAGUGAGUAUGGCAGAGUCCCAGACGAAGAUGUGCGCGAGAAAAAGGUUCCGCUUGAUGAUAUCCGGCUCAAAGGACGCUGCUAUAAUGAAGGAGGACAUUUUGAUAAGUAUAGGGACGCCGUUAUCAAGGUUGGACAGCGUUUUGCAAGCAAGGAUGAACUUCUAAAUAUGUGUCGAUUGAUGGCUGUAGUGCACAGAUUCUCGUUUCGUGUCUUCAAGUCCUCACCAGCUCUCUUUGUUGCCACUUGCAACGUAAACGGAUGUGCAUGGCGAGUUAGGGCGUCUCUGAAGAACGAGGCAAUCGCGUUUUUCGUCACAAAGUAUGUGAGUACUCAUACUUGUUCUGUCGCAGACCGAGUAGCGAACCGGAAAAGCUGCACACCAAAAUAUAUCGGCGCCUUAUUCAUAGAGAGGGUUGGGAUUAUCGAGGGAAUUGUGCCUGAACACAUCGUCAUAUCCAUGAAAGUGAUGUUCGGCUUGAAGCUGAACUAUACGACAGCAUACAGGUCUUUGAGAGCUGCUCAUGAAUACGUCAGAGGGACACCUGAAGACGGGUAUGCGAACUUGGCUUCAUACUUGCAUAGAACGAAGGAAGCAAACCCUGGAACUAUUACCGACCUUGUCCGGGAUAAACUUGAUCGCUUCAAGUACUGCUUUAUAUCUUUUAGAGCUUGCAUGGUUGGUUUUCAGUACUGCAGGCGAGUGGUUAUUGUUGAUGGGACUCAUCUGACGGGGAAGUAUGGUGGUACACUUCUUGUCGCAGCCGGGCAGGAUGGUAAUUUUCAAGUCUUCCCUUUGGCUUUUGCUGUCGUAGAUGCCGAGAAUAAUGAGUCUUGGGGGUGGUUUAUGAAUAACCUGAAGGGUUGCUUCACUCAGGACUUCCCACUUGUCAUUGUCUCUGACAGACACCCAGCUAUCGCAAACGCAAUUGAAACUGUCUUCCCAUGGGCAACAAGAGGGAUUUGCUAUUACCAUAUGCAGAAUAACAUCAUCGGAACUUACCAUGCAAAGGAUAUCAUGUAUAUGGUGAAAGGUGCGGCAUAUGCGCACAACCUUGAUACAUACAACUGGGAAAGAUUCAACAUAAAGACUAGCAAUAUAGCGGAGUCAAUCAACUCUGCUGUCAAGAAAGCGAAGGGAUAUCCAUUACCUUCUCUCUUAGAGUUUAUCAGAGAAAAGCUGAGCCACUGGUUCAUGAAGAGGCGUGAAAAUGCUCUAACUCUCACCACACUCCACAGCAAAGGAGUUGAGUACUUGUUGGCCGUGCGUGAGCACUAUGCCGGUUUUAUGGACGUAGAGCGCAUAGACGAUUGGCAGUUCAGUGUCAAGUCUGGAGCAGGCUUGUACAAUGUAGAUUUGGAACUCCGAACAUGCUCUUGUGGGGUGUUUGAAGUUGAGAAGAUACCUUGCUCACACGCCAUUGCUGCAAUUAACGACGCGCGCUUACUUGUCUCUUCAUACGUGAGUCCAGCGUACAAUAAAAACACUGUACACGCUACCUAUGCGCAUCCGCUCUAUCCUUCAGCAUCAAACUUUUCAUUCGUUAAAAAGGAACCUUGCCGUCCCCGGAGCCUGCACCGGCCCCUGGCAGGAAAAAGAAAUCAAGGUGGCAAACUUGGUUAG